Messenger RNA from Cotesia glomerata, 2222 nucleotides. RefSeq names its product importin subunit alpha-4 (gene Kap-alpha3). Gene Ontology annotation, cellular component: nucleoplasm; nucleus; cytoplasm. The record is from RefSeq and is a predicted model, not a curated record. Gene Ontology annotation, molecular function: protein binding; nuclear import signal receptor activity. NCBI's taxonomy places the organism in Eukaryota, Metazoa, Arthropoda, Insecta, Hymenoptera, Braconidae. The transcript is spliced from 9 exons. Gene Ontology annotation, biological process: NLS-bearing protein import into nucleus. The coding region runs from base 206 to 1753 and encodes 515 amino acids.
CUUAAGUCCAAGACUCCACUUUUUUUUUCUCGGUAUUUUCUUUUUUAAAACAGCUCACCUCGUGCACGUUUUUAUUCCCAGUGACAUUUAGUGACCAGCCGAGCUGCAAAAACAAUUACCCGGAACCGGCAUUAGUACAUUUAUUGAACAGGCUGUUUCACUGGAUUAUUUAAAAUAAAAAGUUGAUUUUGGUUAGUGUUAAAAAAUGGCCGCUGAAAUGCAAAACAAGAAUCGGAUGAUGGUAUUCAAGAACAAAGGCAAAGAUCAGGAUGAAAUGAGAAGACGAAGAAAUGAAGUGACGGUAGAGCUGAGGAAAAAUAAACGAGAAGAAACUUUACAGAAGCGCAGAAAUGUUCCGGCUACUGAAUCUACGGAUGAGGAUGAUAUCGAGAAGACGCUAUCAAAAAUAAAUUUAUUGGAGUUGGUACAAAAGGCAGCGAGUUCAGACCCCGCUGAGCAAUUGGCGGCUGUACAAUCCGCCAGGAAGUUAUUAUCAUCUGAUCGUAAUCCUCCAAUUGAUCCGUUAAUUGAGAGUGGUAUUUUACCGAUCUUAGUACGUUGUCUUGAGCAACAUGAAAAUCCUUCGUUGCAAUUUGAAGCAGCAUGGGCUUUAACAAACAUUGCAAGUGGCACGUCGGCUCAGACGCAGGCGGUGAUGCAAGCUGGUGCAGUCCCAUUAUUUUUACAAUUAUUACGUUCCAGUCAACAAAACGUCUGCGAGCAAGCUGUCUGGGCUUUAGGAAAUAUCAUUGGUGAUGGACCAAUACCUCGAGAUUACGUUAUCAAACUCGGUGUAGUACAACCAUUAUUGACAUUUAUCAAACCAGAAAUACCAAUAACAUUUUUACGUAAUGUAACAUGGGUAAUUGUAAAUUUAUGUCGAAAUAAAGACCCGCCACCACCAGUACUAACUAUACAAGAAAUAUUACCAGCGCUCAAUGCUCUUAUUCUUCAUACAGACGUUAAUAUACUUGUUGACACAGUAUGGGCAUUGAGUUAUUUAACAGACGGCGGUAAUGAACAAAUCCAAAUGGUAAUAAACAGUGGAGUUGUACCGCGGCUGAUACCGCUUCUUUCGCACAAAGAAGUUAAGCUACAGACAGCAGCUCUUCGAGCGGUGGGCAAUAUUGUGACGGGUACUGAUGAGCAGACACAGACUGUGUUGAACUGCGGAGCGCUUAGCCAUUUCCACAACCUGUUGACUCACACGAAGGACAAAAUAUGCAAAGAAGCCGUGUGGUUCUUGUCGAACAUCACCGCGGGAAAUCAGUCCCAGGUUGAGGCGGUAAUCGAAGCCGGGCUUCUGUCCCUCAUCAUCAGCAACCUUUCCAAGUCUGAUUUUCAGACGCAAAAGGAGGCUGCGUGGGCGAUCAGCAACUUCACGAUAAGUGGAAACAGGGACCAAGUCGCGCGGUUAAUUCAUGAAGGAGUUAUCGCACCUUUUUGUGAUUUAUUGUCGUGUAAAGACACACAAGUUAUUCAAGUCGUUUUGGAUGGUAUUAAUAAUAUGCUCAAACUCGCUGGUACUGAAGUCGAACAACUUGCUAAUAUGAUUGAAGAAUGUUCUGGUCUGGACAAAAUAGAAGCGCUGCAAGCUCACGAGAACGUAGAAAUUUAUAAAUUAGCUUAUGACAUUAUUGAACAAUAUUUCUCUGACGAGACCGAUGACACGAACCUAGCCCCACAAGUUGGAGAAGGAUCAUUUGACUUUGACCCAACGGCGACUAUUCCAAACGAAGGUUUCAAAUUCUGAGACGUAACAACUAUUCCGUUUUAUUUAUCCGUGCCGCAGUCAAAAAGACACUUCUACUAUCAUCAUCAGCAUCUUUAUAAUAAUAAUAAUAAUAAUAUUAAUAUUAAUAAUAAUAAUAAUAAUAACGAUAAUUAUUAUCAUCUUAUAAAAAAUUCAAUAAUCCUCUUACUUCGAUGAUGAAGCCGCUUGGUCAUCAGCACGAGCAUCACCGAGGGCGACGGCACCAGAACCAAGAUUCGCUACAAUGUGGCCUCCAAAUGCCAUGAAAGACUCAUCAUAACGGCCUUCGAUCUCACCAUCAGCAUACACGACUAAAUAAACAAAUUAGUAAAAAUUUGUUACAGUUGACUAUUUAAAUAAUUAAAGAAUAAAAAAUCAAGCGAAGAAUCUUUCAGUGACAUUUGGCAAAGCAUGAACGAGCUGCGAUAACGCUUAAAUAAUUAUUUACAAUGUUUACUUAUUAGUAAAC